AUGCCAGAAAAGAACGCAGAAGCUCACGAUCAAGGUAACAUGGCAGGAUCGAUCGCAGGAUCGGUGGCAGGCGCAGAUUUAGGGAACAAACUACACUUGGGCGCCAUUGGAGGUAUCGCUAGUAGCGUUUUGGGCUCUGGUCAAGGCAGCAAGCUGGAAAACAAGAUCAAAGAAAAAAUGGAUAAGUAA
Molecule: messenger RNA, 189 nt
Organism: Lachancea nothofagi CBS 11611
Lineage: Eukaryota; Fungi; Ascomycota; Saccharomycetes; Saccharomycetales; Saccharomycetaceae
Source: the annotation of a GenBank genome assembly